UCUUGUAAUGGCUGUCUAAACGUAAAAAUGGUGAACUAUUGGAUAUUUAUAAUGUUUUCGUUGUUAAUUUCAAAUUAUAGGAACAGAUGACGACGAAAUUUCCAUCUUCGUCGCAGCCUGUGCCAAUUGGGUUGGGAAAAAUAGCGCGAUAAACCAAGAAAUUGGGAAAAAUAGCGCGAUAAACCAUGAAAUUGCAAAAAAUCAAGCAUUACAAAUAUGAUUAACUCUGCAGGUGGACUUAACAUCCUUUCUCCAGAAGCAAAAGAGUUUGUUCCACGCCAGCUCUCGGACCCGAGCCCGGCAUUUGGAGGCCCAGCGCCCUUUGACCCCGCAGUUGCUGCGGGUGAUGGGCUGCUAGGUCCCGGGCCCCUUUGCUCACAAUCCGUGGAUGUGAUCCCUAGAUACAUGACCACCUGUUACCCGUUUGUGGCCACCAGUGAUGCAAGGCUGGGCAGUCACCCACGGUUACCCGGAAAGUUUGACAAUCAAGUGUUUAUGCCCCAGUUUCAUGCAGCAGGUGUGAGACAACGGUUCCAGCAGCCGGGUACCAAUGGCUUCACCCUUCCCCCCACCUGGAACCAGCAGCCGGGAGGUGUGUGCUUUGGAGGCCUCCCUAGAAUACCCAAUGGCAUGCCGUUCGAUGGCGGCACCUUUCAGAAUGGCGUACGACCGCUGGGCUUUCCACAGAUGUUCCAUAACCAGUCUUUGCGACCUCUAAAUGGUGUAGUGGAUCCUUCAAGAGUAUUGUUAGGGGUGGAGCAUAACGAAGACGUGUGCAUGACAGAGAAGGCUGACAGUGAUGACACCUCUAGAACAGUGGCCUUGCAGACAGACUUUCCGGCAGAGAUAGCGGAUUCAUCUUUGGACGAUAUGCCAAACACGCUGUUCCAGAAGAACUUCUCUAACAUUCAGAACAAUAUAGGUCAAGACACAAAGACAAAAUUUAAAAACAAGCCUUCUGUCUCAAACGUUCAUAUUCAAAUGCUGAUGUGCCAUCAUCCACACAGUCAUUGAUGACAUCAUCAGUUCAAGGUGAUCAUGUGACUAAAUUGCAUUCUGGAAAAUCUGGCACAUUGCCAAAAGAAGAAACUAGGUCAGGGUCAGAUGCUAAUUUUAAUGGUUCAUUAGAAUCAACACAGUAUUUAUCCAGUGGUGCAAAUGUGCCUUAUCUAAAUAAUAACCCGACUGGAAUAUCAUAUGCAAGUGUUGCUCAAGGUAGGCCUAGUCAGAGUAAUUUGAGUAGUAAAAAUGUCAAUUUUUCACAUGUUUCAAAUAAUUAUAUUUAUAGAAGUUCUGUUUCUCUGGCAACCAGUGAUGCUAAAACCUGUGAUACUAGUUCUAAGGAUAGUUUAGGGUUGAAAAGUGGGAACAAGGCCCGCUAUGGUACGAUAAAUGUGCUGGAUAUUAUCAAUGACCUAGAAAAAGCUGAUCUUAAAAAUGAGGAGAGCAAAAAUGAGGUGAAAAAUAAGGUAAUGGAAAAGGAUAAAGUACCAAGUGAUAAAUUGAAUAUUACUGCUCAAGAGUUCAGGCCAAGUGCUGCAUAUCAAAUAAACGGGGAGGUUGCCUCCCUUAGUCAAAGUGUGAAUGCAGUAGCCUCCCCUGGGAGUUAUGGAAUACCACAACUGCCGCCUCAUUUUCCUAUGCAAGGGUGGCCAUGGACUUCUAAGGAGAAUAUGAUGCAGGUUAACGGCUUAAAGUUUGUGCCUGGGGUGGGAGAAAUGUCAUGGCAACCAAUGUUCCCUCCACCAAUACCUCCAGUGAACUCUCAAGGUCACAUAGGUCUUAUAGGCCCCAUCAGUUUCUCUGACGCAGUGCGUCGUCCACCAUCAACCCAAAAUUUAGCUAACCCAGUCUGCAAUGCAACCAAUGUAACCAGCACUAACACAAACGCCGGCCAGGGUUCAACAACUGAAGCUGACGGUGAACAAAAGAAGAAAAAACGUAGAAGACGGCGACGGAAAAAAGAAGAACAGUGAGUCUGCGGGCGAUGGGGAAAAUGUAGACUGUGAUGACGCGUGUUCUGGUGCUAACGAUGAUGUGAUCCUCCAUUUUGAAGAUGAGGCGGAGUUCCCGGACCUGGCAUGUGGGACGGGACGGAGCGUCGAGCGUCCGACGGCAAGUGUGGUGACGUCAUAUGGAGACGUGCUGAAAAAUACUCAGGUGCAAUCUACAUUGUCUUCACAGGACGAUUCGUGUGCUCAGCUCUCUAACUCAGGUGAGUGCUGUUGUCAUAGUUACCUUCCUCUGACUGAAUGAUUCUGAGUGACUGAAUGAGUACC
This is a messenger RNA of Dreissena polymorpha, 2279 nucleotides long. RefSeq lists its product as uncharacterized. The coding region runs from base 217 to 1014 and encodes 265 amino acids. The record is from RefSeq and is a predicted model, not a curated record. The transcript is spliced from 9 exons. NCBI's taxonomy places the organism in Eukaryota, Metazoa, Mollusca, Bivalvia, Myida, Dreissenidae.